Messenger RNA from Oncorhynchus masou masou (cherry salmon), 3586 nucleotides. Its product is annotated as SH3 domain-binding protein 5-like. Gene Ontology annotation, biological process: negative regulation of protein tyrosine kinase activity; intracellular signal transduction. Gene Ontology annotation, molecular function: protein kinase inhibitor activity. The transcript has 9 exons. The coding region runs from base 278 to 1672 and encodes 464 amino acids. Gene Ontology annotation, cellular component: cytoplasm. The record is from RefSeq and is a predicted model, not a curated record. Lineage: Eukaryota; Metazoa; Chordata; Actinopteri; Salmoniformes; Salmonidae.
CCUUUCAUCAUCACUUCCUCAGUGGCUUGGUAUUGGACGCAGAUAGAGUGCUGCUAUGUCAAUUGACAUACAAGACGAUUAUCACUCUUUUGUCUUUCAGUGACCUGUAUAGCGCUUUGAUAUAGAUAUAAAUAUUUCAAACGUCGUUUUUAUCAUCGCCAACGUUGCAGUGUGAUUGAGCGUGUUCGUGAAACUCCUGUCACGCGGUUAGAGCGUCUCUUGGAAAUUGGCUUUGUUCGCUCGGACAGCACACAGUCAGUCUGCGUUAUCAUCCAGAAUGGACCAUUUGGAGAAGGAAAAUAGGUCUGACGAAGAUUCGGAAUACGAAGAAGAGGAGGUGGACCCUAGAAUUCAGGGAGAACUGGAGAAACUCAACCAGUCUACAGACGACAUCAACAGAUGUGAGACACAACUGGAGGAUGCCCGGCAGAAGUUCCGCACAGUGCUGGUUGAGGCCACGGUGAAGCUGGAUGAGCUGGUCAAGAAGAUUGGGAAGGCGGUGGAGGAGUCCAAACCCUACUGGGAGGCCCGGAGAGUGGCCAGACAGGCUCAGCUGGAGGCCCAGAGAGCCACCCAGGACUUCCAGAGGGCCACGGAGGUGCUGCGUGCAGCCAAAGAGACCAUCGCCCUGGCAGAGCAGAGGCUCCUGGAGGAGGACACCAGGCAGUUUGACUCAGCCUGGCAGGAGAUGCUCAACCACGCCACCCAGAGGGUGAUGGAGGCGGAGCAUACAAAGACGCGGAGUGAGCUGGUGCACAAGGAGACGGCAGCCAAGUACACGGCAGCCAUGGGGCGCAUGAAACAGCUGGAGAAGAAACUCAAACGCACCAUCAACAAGUCCAAACCUUACUUUGAGUUGAAGGCAAAGUACUACCUACAGCUUGAGCACCUCAAGAAGAACGUGGAUGAGUUGCAGGCCAAGCUGAGCCAGGCCAAAGAAGGAUACAAGACAGCUCUGAGAAACCUGGAGAUGAUCUCAGACGAGAUCCACGAACGCCGACGCAACUCUGCCAUGGGCCCCCGGGGGCGGGGCGUGGGCGCCGAUGGCGACAGUGUCGCAGUGGAUGACAUUGCCAGCUUCAAGAUGGAGUCAGAUGGCAUCUCUAUGACAUCUGAGUCGUUUGAGGAUGAGACCUGCAGCAGCAGUGCCAUGUCAGAGGAGGACUCAGAGACCCGCUCCACCUGCAGCCUGGUCUCCUCCUCCCACUCCCCCAACAGCCUCCAGGACCUCCCCUCGCCCUGUCCCUUUGCCAGCUCUUCCUCGCCCUUUGCCAGCUCUUCCUCGCCCUCGCCCUGCCCCUCCUCCUCCUCUUCCCCUGCUCCCUCCUCACGCCCCUGCAGUCUGGACCUUCCCAGCCCAGUCUCGCUGUCUGACUUUGGCCUCAUCUCUCCUGUCCUGGGACCACGCAGCGAGUGUAGCGGGGCGUCAUCACCUGAGUGUGACCUGGAGAGAGGUGACAGAGCAGAGGGAGCGGAGGGUGAGCUGGACAAUACUGUAAACAACAACAGCACCACCGUCCCAAACACCAAGAAGACCACGGGCCUGGAGGGCCGCCUCAGCUUCCUGUCUCUUCGACGCUCGCGCAACGACAGCACCAAGAACGCCAAGCGCGAACGUCAAAGCCGUUCCCAGACCCCCACCCAAACUGUGGUUCUGAUCAACGGGGUGUGAUGAGGAAAGCUAAUCCACAAGCUAAUCCCAUCACCGGCUUUGUGUGCCAACGUGCUGUAUUGCCAGUAACCACACACACAUUCCAUUCUACCCCAUGAACUAAUACUGGCUAAGUAAACAGAAAGUGGCUCAGUGUGAGAUACUAUGAACUAAAUGGUCAGUGUAUAUACAAUUCAUAUGGAUUAUGAUGAGAAGAGACUUAAGACCCAACCCAGGGUGAGUGAUGUCAUGAAACCACCACUUCCUAUAUAGAAAGGACCUUUCACCCUUUGACCUCCCUCCCAUAGCGUUGAGACCUCAGUCAGAUUGGCUUCCCAUAAUUCCCUACUGUUCUCCACACACAUUAAGGACAGUGCUGGCUAACAUCCUAUGGGUGGGGGGGGCAUUGUAUAUGAGGGGAAAUGGGACAGUUUUUUUUACUGUGAUAUUCUCCCUGAGAGGGAGCUGCACUUCUAGACAAGAUGUGAUUCUAUUGUUGGUAAAUGAAAGAAUGCACUCCUAGCUUCGACUAUUAAAAAUGGGGAUUAUUUAUAAAACUUGAUGUCUCAGUGAAUGUGCCACCUGUUUUACCAAUACAGAAAUUAGUCAAAUACAAAACAUCUAUAGCAAUAUGUGUUAUGCUUUUGUAAAAGAAGAGCACGCAUGAGGCUAAGAUUUAAAGUCAGGAUUUCUAAAAAGAAACAAGUACAUUUAUGGAGUUGAAGUUUUGUGAAUAACCCUCAUAACUUGUAAUAUUACUCUGCUAUAUCCUCUCUCAGAUACUUGACGUGAAUACUCUCACCAUUAUGUAAUCCUGUGUACGGCUUAUAAAGCCUAUGGCAACUGCUUCAUGUUACCAUGGAGACGUAACACCCCCCCUGGCUGGUAUCUCUUCGGACAGCCUGUGCAUUUGUCCAAUAGGGGUCUUCAGAAUUGGACUUAAAAGAACUGUAUUCUAUUGCACAACUAAUUUCCCAGUGAGCUAACUGUGAAUCCAUCUCGCCUGCAGUACACAUAAAGCUGGACUUGAAAUCUGAUUGAACGAGAGUAUAAUUGUGUGGGGUGAGGCUACAGUAGAUAUACCCUCCCCUCUUCGCUCCCUCCAUCCUGUGGUUCUUCGGUGCCAGGGAAAUGGGCCUCCAGACACUGUCACCCCCUCUAGCCCUCCUUCCAUCCAUCUCCCUGUCAUGGCAUCUCCAAUGGCCCGGUACUGAGGGACAACAUCCACCCACGGACGGUAACACUAAGAACUGAGCAAUAGCGCAAGGACAGAACUUUUGAUAACCAUAUCUGCCCAUGGACACAUUCAUAUAGAGUUCUCUGUAACGAAUGCAAAUGGCCAGCCUGGUAAUUCUCAGAAUCUGAGGAGGGUUUUGUCUUGGACCAAUCUUGAGGAUAAAGUGAAACUAGAUGACUGAAUGAAACUGAUGGUGAUGAAUGAUGAGGCCUGUUGUGGAAACUGACAGAAUAAUUGAUAAGAGUGUUGUGAUUUCUGAUGGACAGUAUCAUCUACAGUAAGUUGUAGAUCCAUAUUGGCUAACGUGGCACACAGUAACUGUCAGAUGUUUGUGAGGCCUAGUCGUCUGUCUCAAAUAGUGUUAAAUUGUCUUCCUCUCCUGGUCUCCUUAUGCUCCAUGGCCACAUGGGAAAGGUAUUUGGUAACUGAGUUAUGAGAAAAGCAAGCUAUUGCACAAGCGUAUGCAGUCUAUUUGUUAUUGUGAACGCUCCAGUCUAUGUAUGUAGUGUACAUGUACAAAUGUAAUGAUGUGUCAAUGUUUAUCUCUGUCACCCUCCGCUGUGGAAUAUAAGGAUAUGACCAUGAACAGUCCCUGUCAUAGCCGUUUUCUUCCAUUAUGUUAAGAGUAACUUUCCAUUGUGUCUCCAGUUUAUGUGCCUGUUUUCUGAAAAUAAUCCAAUAAACUGAUGUUCACUGCA